GUGUAUAGCUUGCUGCCAGUGAAGGAAUUGCAUGACUAUCACCAUGGUCCAGACAUGCUCUUGGAGGAGCCCCUGGAGAACUGCAUCCCCUUGAAGAAGAUAGUUCUGAAUGGGAUCACCUAUUCUCCAGUAGUGGAGACAAAUGAAGAGGACACUUAUAGCAUCCUAAAGGAAAUGGGUUUAAAGAUUUUCACAAAUACCAAGGUGAGGAAACCUUGGUAUUGCAGCACUGAGAAUUACGUGCCUACAGGAGCCCACCUUCCAUCACCUUCAGCCAUGUCUGGAGCACCUAUGCAUGCGAUGAGGACAAGCGGCCUUCAGUCAGGUAGAUUUUAUAACAUGUUAAGCACUCCUGAAGAGCUGACGGAGACAGUCCGGAAGUAUUUUCCAGAAACUUGGAUUUGGAGUUUAGUAUCUAUAAGCUCUGAGGGAAAUGCUGAUCUAGAUGUGACCAUCCCUGACACCAUCACUGAGUGGAAAGCCAAUGCAUUCUGCACUUCGGCAGACACGGGCUUUGGUUUGUCCACAACAGUGUCCCUCAGAGCCUUCCAGCCCUUCUUCGUAGAGCUCACCAUGCCCUACUCUGUGGUGCGUGGUGAGUCCUUCACACUGAAAGCCACCGUUUUCAACUACCUGACUGCCUGCAUCAGGGUCAGUGUGACUCUGGCUCAGUCUACUCAUUUCCUGGCUACUCUAGUGGAAAAGGAGGAAGAAUCUCAUUGUCUCUGUGAGAACGGGAGGAAAACUGUGGUUUGGCUGGUGACUCCCAAAUCUCUAGGGCAGGUAGAGUUCUCAGUGAGCACUGAGGCCCUGCAGAACCAACAGCCCUGUGAGAAUGCCAUCGUGGAGACCCCUGAGAAAGGGCGGAAGGACACAGUCAUCAAACAGCUGCUGGUGGAGCCUGAAGGAGUUGAGAAGGAAACAGCCCAGAACUCUGUGCUUUGUGUAAAAGGAGUGCCUGUGAAAGAGAAGUUUUCCCUAUUGCUACCGUCAAAUGUGGUACAAGACUCAGGCAGAGCAUAUUUCUCCGUGCUGGGUGACAUCAUGGGCACUGCCAUGCAGAACCUGCACCAGCUCCUCCAGAUGCCAUUCGGCUGUGGAGAGCAGAACAUGGUCCUUUUUGCACCCAACAUCUAUGUCCUGGACUAUUUGAACAAGACAGGGCAGCUGAGUGAGGAGGUCAAAUCCAAGGCCAUUGGAUACUUAGUGAGCGGUUAUCAGAGGCAGCUGAACUACAAGCACCCAGAUGGCUCUUAUAGUACUUUUGGACCACGUUAUGGACAAGUGGGGAACACCUGGCUCACAGCCUUUGUCCUCAAGUCCUUUGCGCAGGCUCGGCCUCACAUCUUCAUAGAUGAGAAGCACAUCCAGGAUGCUUUGGUCUGGCUGUCCUACAAACAGAAGGAGAACGGCUGUUUCCACAGUUCUGGAACACUCCUGAACAAUGCUAUGAAGGGUGGAGUGGACAACGAGGUCUCACUGACAGCCUACAUCACUAUCGCAUUGCUGGAGAUUCCUCUGCUUGUAACUCACUCCGUGGUGCGUAAUGCUCUGUUCUGCCUGGAAACGGCAGCAGAUGAGAAAGAAAACCACGUGUACACCAAGGCACUGAUGGCGUACGCCUUUGCCCUGGCUGGGAAGGAGGAGAAGCGGAAGGCAUUGCUUGUCUCACUUGAAAAGGAAGCCGUGAAAAAGG
Molecule: messenger RNA, 1696 nt
Organism: Leptosomus discolor (cuckoo roller)
Lineage: Eukaryota; Metazoa; Chordata; Aves; Leptosomiformes; Leptosomidae
Source: RefSeq, a predicted model, not a curated record